UAUAUUAAUAAUAUAAUAAUUACCUCCAAUUCUAUAAAUAAUUAUCUAAAGUAUUUAAAUACAAUCUUUUCCCUCUUUCUCUCUAAGAAUAUUAUACUUUCGCUUAAAAAAUUUUAUUUAAAUUACUCUAACAUCGGAUUAUUAGGAUUUCACAUUAAUAAUUUCGGAUUAUUAACAAUUAAAGAGCGGAUAGAGGCAUUUAAAAUCUUAAUCUUUCCUAAUAAUUUAAAAGUAUUAAAAUAA
Messenger RNA from Neurospora hispaniola, 243 nucleotides. RefSeq lists its product as uncharacterized. The record is from RefSeq and is a predicted model, not a curated record. The transcript has a single exon. The annotation marks the transcript as partial. NCBI's taxonomy places the organism in Eukaryota, Fungi, Ascomycota, Sordariomycetes, Sordariales, Sordariaceae.